AUGGCUGUCGCGGAUUAUAAGAAGUAUCUGGCGGAAAAUAUUCUCCAUGAGCGUCGUACGGUCACAUAUCGCUCGCUGGGUCGAGCAUUGAGAGUGCAUAGUACGAUCGCGAAGCAAAUGCUGUAUGACUUCCACCACAAUGAGAACUCCAAGAAACCGUCCAGCGUCAACGCGACCUAUGUUCUCUCGGGAGUCCCGAAACCCGCCGAACCCGCGACGAAUGGAGCCGCCGUCAAUGGCAGCGGUGGUGAUGAUGAUGAUAUAAUGCCGAGCAGCCCGUAUAUCAGCAGCUCGAUGCCCAACCCGGAAGACGAAUCGGAGCAGGUUCCCGUAUCUGCAGUUCUGCUGGCGCGAGAGGAAGACCUAGAAGGCGAAUGCAAAAUCUACUUUCGAAUCACUAUCCUCCAUAUACGUAUGCUCGUCAAUCAUGCGCAAGAAGACCCAUUGGAGUACGGGAAGCAAUGGGGGAUGAUACAAAAUCCGAAUGUCAAGAGGAGGACAGGUGUGCGACCACCACCUCCACCUCCCGCACCUUCGAGUACUGUUCCAGCGAAGAGACCCGCGCAGUCCGAACUCUCACAACCGAGCAAAAUAGAAGCUAAGAAGGACGAACCCUCAAAACCUCUACAGCGCCAGAAUUCCGCCUCAUCGGCAAAAUCAACCGAUAAGGCGCCUCCGACAAAGAAGGAAAAGGGCGGCAGCUUGUUCAGCUCUUUCGCCAAGGCGAAACCAAAGUUGAAGAAGGAAGAGUCGACUACAUCUGCUGCUUCUGGUGCUGACUCGGCUGUCCCUAGCGGUGCUGAAGAUGUUGUGCUUGAUGAUGCUUCUGAAGACGAGCAAGCAGAACUCUUCCCAGAGACUAAGAAGGAAGGCCCGAGUGAGACCCGUGAAAGCAGAAAGGAAAGGGAGGAGAGGCUUAGGAAGAUGAUGGAAGAUGACGAUGAAGACGAAGAGAUGCCGGACGUUACUGAACCUCCAGCGGAGCCAGAAACCAUUGACAAACCGCCCCCUAAACAGGAGGACCUCAAGGUCGAAGCCACGGUUAAAGGCGGCCGCCGCAGAGGACGACGCCAGGUGAUGAAGAAGGCAGUAAAGAAGGAUAGCGAAGGCUACCUUGUAACUGUCGAGGAACCGAGCUGGGAGUCAUUUUCGGAGGAUGAGCCUGCACCACCGCCGCCCAAGAAGAAGCCGGCAGUGAGCGCACCCAAGGGUAAAGCUGGGCCCAAAGCGGGGCAAGGGAGUAUCAUGUCAUUCUUUGGCAAGAAGUGA
Messenger RNA from Aspergillus mulundensis, 1269 nucleotides. RefSeq lists its product as uncharacterized. Gene Ontology annotation, molecular function: DNA-directed DNA polymerase activity. NCBI's taxonomy places the organism in Eukaryota, Fungi, Ascomycota, Eurotiomycetes, Eurotiales, Aspergillaceae. The transcript is spliced from 10 exons. Bases 1 to 1269 code for a protein of 422 amino acids. The record is from RefSeq and is a predicted model, not a curated record. Gene Ontology annotation, biological process: DNA strand elongation involved in DNA replication; DNA synthesis involved in UV-damage excision repair; nucleotide-excision repair, DNA gap filling. Gene Ontology annotation, cellular component: delta DNA polymerase complex; nucleus.